Molecule: messenger RNA, 5583 nt
Organism: Venturia canescens
Lineage: Eukaryota; Metazoa; Arthropoda; Insecta; Hymenoptera; Ichneumonidae
Product: ras GTPase-activating-like protein IQGAP1
Exons: 13
Coding region: 33-4967 (1644 amino acids)
Biological process (GO): mitotic actomyosin contractile ring assembly actin filament organization; regulation of GTPase activity
Cellular component (GO): cell cortex
Molecular function (GO): calmodulin binding; actin filament binding; GTPase activator activity
Source: RefSeq, a predicted model, not a curated record
CUCAGCCAAGUUCGUGGAGACCGUGGUCGAAAAUGAUGCUCGCCGGUCAAAAAUUUGACACGAUGAGAACUUUGGAGCGUCCCAAAAUGACCUGCACCGGGGCAAACGAUGCCCGUCAAUCUGCCGAGGAAAUGGACCAACAAAGACAAAAGAUGAUGGCUUAUGAGUACCUUUGUCAUUUGGAAGAAGCAAAAAAUUGGAUGGAAGCUUGCUUAAAAGAAAAACUCCCGCCAACUACGGAGCUUGAAGAAAAUCUACGUAAUGGGGUGUAUUUGGCAAAAUUGGCUCAUUUCAUGGAUCCUAAGAUGCUGCCUCUGAACAAAAUUUAUGAUGCUCGACAGCAGCGAUACGAAGCAGCUGGUUUGCAAUUUCGUCACACAGACAAUAUAAAUCACUUUUUAAAGUGCUUGAAAACGAUGCAAUUACCACUGACUUUCCAACCGGAAACGACGGAUAUCUAUGACAAAAAAAAUAUGCCUCGCGUAAUUUAUUGCAUUCAUGCAUUGAGUACACAUUUGUUUAAACUCGGAAGAGCACCGCAGAUUCAAGAUUUGUAUGGCAAAGUCAAUUUCACAGAUGCUGAGAUUGAUGCUGUCAGCAAAGAAUUGAAAAAGUAUGGAAUAGAAAUGCCUGCAUUCCAAAAAAUUGGUGGCCUCAUGACAAGCUGUAUGGCAGGAGAUACAGCAGCAUUACACGCAGCUACGAUAGCGAUCAACCAGUCUCUUUCGUCGUACGAUUCAUCGGGAGUUCUUGAAAAUUUACAAAACGUUGCAGCACGUUUGCAGAAUGUGGUACCGGAACAUGCGACGUAUUAUCACGAAGCGUUGAAAGAGGCGAAAGAGAUGAAAACUCAAGCAGCUAUGAAUCGAUCACUCAACGAUAGUUACGUACCGGAUGCGUAUGACGAAUUGCUAACACCAGCAGAAAUUCAGGGACAUAUAAAUAACGUAAAUGCUCAAUACGCGUUAAAGAAUAUUAUCAAAUGUUUGGACCUUUCUCAACAAAAAUUCAUUGCUGCGAUCUCUACACCAACUCUGCAAAUUCAAAACAUUUAUCCUGACAAUGCGAAAUUCUAUAAAGAGGAAUUGACCACAUUGAAAUCGGAGCUUGAGGACGAAUGCAUGGAAAAUUAUCGUCACUGUCAAGAAUUCAUUCAAGAAAGAAUCAACGUUGCGAAUGAGAUUGCAGAAAAAACGAAUAACCGACAAAUUGUCGUUAACUUGUUAAACGAUGCAUUAGAACAAGGUUGCUACGAAACAUUCAUAGAAGCACUGACGAGUGGGAAUUUGGGGCUUAACGAUUACGUGGAUAAUUUCGCUCUGCCGCUUUAUUACUCUGAGAUGAAGGUCGAUCGCGCUGAAUCUAAAAACGAUUUAUCGUACAGUGACAUUGUCGUCAGUAUUCGAGUUUUGUCAGCAAUUGCCUACAUUACGAAAGCUGUUGAUACCGGCGAUCCUGAGUUGACAUACGAAGCACUUUCCGAUCCGGAAGCUCACAUAAUGGAAUUGGAGCCUGAAAACAAAGUGAAGUAUUAUAGAGCUUUGGUCGCCGUUCGUUCUGACAAAAAAUUCGCUAAAGAAAAUUGUACUUUGUUGAAUUACAUCGAUAUUCAGGAAUGCGUUGAUGUCGUUAAUCAAAAAUGCAGCAAAGACAACGAGAUUCUUAUCGCUUUGGAGCAGUUGAACCGAUCAGUACUGAUGAACAAUCGUGAUGAUUUGAUGUUUGCAUUAAACAAUGAAUCGCUUAAAUUGCAAACGCCGAUUUCAUCAAGCGAUGUCUCGCUUUAUUUGAAGAUGUUUAAAAUAUGCUUGAAUGAAAAAGACGAAAUGGGCUCUGAAUUGUGGCUCCAAGACGUGGAGAACGUGGUUCAGUUCGUCGCUAGUGAAGCCGAGCAAGUACAAACAGCGUGCACGCUGCUAUCGAACAUCAACACAGCAUUACAGAAUAACGAUCCUCAAUCGACUUUGGAGUGUCUCGAAGCUGCGGGACUCGGAAUACCGGAAGAGCAGCAAUCCGAAUACUUUACGCGAUUAAAAAAUUUGAGCGAUCAUAAGAGAGCCCAUUAUGACUAUCCUUAUGUUAAAUACGUAACCCCUGAGGGUAAUGAAUCAUUUCUCAAUUUAGAAAAUUGCAGUUACACUUGGGAAUCACCGAGAAACAUUUCCGAGAGUCUUUACGUCACGAAGGAAGAUAUCGAGAACAUCAUUAAGGACAUUGAAACGGAAGAGAGCGAUCGUGAAGAUGCUAUGUUCGAUGAACGAAUGAUCGUCAAGUUACAAGCGAUUGCACGAGGAUAUUUGUUACGGCAAAAAAUUGCAUCACGAUUUACCCAUUUCCACGAUAAUAUCGACAAAAUCGUUAAAAUUCAAGCGUGGUGGCGAGGCGUUUUGACGCGGAAAAUUUUUGCGAAAAUAUUGGAAACCAGAUUUAGACGAUAUCCUAAGAAAAAUUUGCACUACAGACGCGUGAAAAACAAAUAUCAAAACACUUUUGAUUUUUAUCAACAACACGAAGAUAAAAUAAUCAAAAUACAAGCCUUGUGGCGAGGACGAACCGCAAGACGCGCUUUCCAUGCACUACUCCGAUUGGAAAUGCCACCGUUUCCUGUUGUUCGUCACUUUUCCCAUAUUCUCAAUUUUAAUGCCGAGGAUUACGACAAAGAUCUCCAAUUGCAACAACUCAAAAAUGACGUCGUCCAGACCAUAAGACACAAUCAAAAACUUUCGCAACAGUUGGACGAAAUGGAUAUCAAAAUUGGGCUGCUCAUACAAAAUAGAAUCACGCUUCAAGAUGUCAUUGCUCACGGAAAAAAUCUUGAAUUGUUGGCUAAAGAUAAAAGUGGCAACAGAUCACGAAAAAAUUCAAUAUCGGAAAUGGUGACAUUAAAAGGAUUGAAAUCUUUGACGAAAGAAGGACGAAAGAUGCUAGAAGGUUAUCAGCAUUUAUUCUACGCGUUACAAACAAAUCCUAUGUACUUGUCGAAAUUGUUACUUUGUUUGCCGCAGAGCAAAACUAACAAGUUUUUGCAAAACGUCAUUUUCACGCUUUACAAUUUCGGUUCUAAUUUACGAGAGGAAUACUUGCUCCUGAAACUGUUUGGGCGGGCACUGGAGGAAGAAAUAAAGUCGAAAUUCGAGAAACCAUCGGAAGUUGUAACCGGAAAUCCUCUCGUAUUAAAAAUGGUCGUUAAUUAUGCGAGGCAACUCAACGGUCAGAGUGCCCUGCGUCAAAUCCUUGGACCGAUAAUUGAAAAAGUUUUAGCCGAUAAAAGUAUCAGUAUCGAAACAAAUCCUGUCGAUAUUUACAAAUGUUGGCGCAAUCAAUUGGAGAUGAAAACUGGCGAGACGCUGAAUCUGCCAUAUUCAGUAACGCAAGCUCAAGCCUUGAGUUACGAUCAAGUUCGGAAACGAUUAUCCAAGGGAAUAGAAGUGCUGCAAAACACGGUACUUGUAUUCCUUAAAAAAAUAACAGAAUCACGAGACCUGAUACCUUACGGAAUGCUGUACAUGGCCAAAGUGUUGAGCGACACGUUGUCCAAAAAAUUCCCUAGAGCUCCGGAAAAGGACAUUCUCAAGGUCGUUGGUAAUCUCAUAUAUUAUCAUUUCAUCAAUGCUGCGAUCGUCGCUCCUGAUGCUUUCGAAAUCAUUACGUUACCGAUUGAUCGAUCGCUUUCCACGGAUCAGAGAAGAAAUUUAGCCAGUAUCGCUAAAAUAUUGCAGUUCGCAGCUUCGAAAAAAGGCUUUGGUGAAGAAGCGCCUCAUCUGAUGUGCCUGAACCCUUUUAUCAUCGAAUGUCACGAGCGUUUCAAGAAAUUCUUUCGUUCCUGUUGCGAGAUCGAGGCUCUCGACGAACACUUCAGUAUCCAUGAAUACACCGAAGCGACUUUGAUACAUAAACCCGAAAUUUACAUAUCUCUGCAGGAAAUAUGCGACACUCAUUCUCUUGUACUGGAAUAUUGUGCCGAUAUAGUGUCUGGUCCGAAUGAUCCUUUGCACGAGUUAUUGAACGAUCUCGAAUGCCUGCCCACCGUCGCUUCUCUGUUGGGCAUAACCGAUCCAAAGGGCGAAGCUAAUAUAGCUCGCAUGGGAAAAACUGAACUCUGUCUCGUACUUACGAACAAAUUCGAAGUCCCAGAGAGCGAUGAUCAAAAUCUCAAUAAACUUUUCAUCAAGACUAAAGAGUUGUUGGUUUCGGUUUUGCAAUUCUUAAAAGGCGACACCCUCGUUGAAGCACUCGAAGCUACUUCCUCGCCGAUACAAGAGCGACUUUACGACGCUAAAUGCUCUUCAAUGACCAACGCAUUGAGUCUCAUAACUCGCAGCAGCUCAUCCCUUAACGACUGUAAAGUCCAACUGCGUGCGUAUCUCUACAAAUUGGAGUUGGGUAAAUGGGUUUCCCAAAACGAUGGAUAUCAAAGUAUCGUGACAGCAGUGGCAAAGGAUUUGUGCAACAAAGGAAGAUACCGUGUUGUUAGAAACAAAGAGUUACAAACACUGCGGGCAACGAAACAGAGACUGCAAGAGAAAACGAAAUAUUAUCAGGAACAGGUCGACUACUACAAUGAAUAUACUCAACGGUGUUUAGAAAACUUGCAUACAGGGAAAGGAUCCCUUUGGGCGGUGAAAAUUCUCCAAAAAAAUACCCACGGGAAGCUAAAAUCGAAGAUAACAUUAAAAUAUUCAGCAGCAAAAUUACACGAAAAAGGUGUUCUAUUGGAAAUCGAUGGGCUACCUCAAUCCCAGUUUAAAAAUGUUCUAUUUGAGAUCAGUCCGACAGAGAGCAACGGUAUUUUUACGAUAAGAGGAAAAUUCAUGGGCAUCGAGAUGGAGAAAAUUGAUAUCGACAUACAAAAUUUGUUGAAGCUUCAAUUUGAGGGAGCACCGAUAAUGGAUAUAUUCGGUAAGGCGAAGAUCAACGUAAAUCUCUUGUUGUAUCUGUUAAACCGAAAAUUUUAUGGAAAAACUUGAAUCGAACGAUUGCACCAACGUAAAAAAUGGGCUUCAACGCCAAUUUCCGGUUUUCAUCCGGAAGUUUCCAUAGUUUUCUCGUCAAGUUUCCAUAAAAAAAAAAUGCUCCGCGUAUGUCAGUUACUCCUGAGGAGCAUUGUUGUGUAAUUAAAGAGACAAUUGAAAUUUUAAAAAACAUACUGAUUCAAAUCUAAAUAUACUGGGAGUGACAUUUUUCCCAAUAAUAUUGUAACUAAGAACGUGUUAUUUCAUACUUGUAAAUAUCUCUAUUAAUAAGAAUUUGUAUUUUUAUACUACAAUGUGGUCUUAUUCGAUGAGAAAAUUGAUAAUCGUGACAAAGAAUCAUAAAUAAUCGAUAAAAUACGACAAUUUCAACGUAUUUCAUUGUUCCUUAAAGAAUAUCAUACUACAAAUUGAAUUCUACAGUAAUUCAUUUUAAUUUGAACGAGAGAAAAAAAUGACAAAUGUCGACGAUAAAAAUGUUUGCGUAAAAAAAAAGAAAUGAUUGACAAUAUUAUUUUCAGUAUUUAAAUAGUUUUGCUCAUGAUUUAGAAACUCCUUCAAGAUGUACUCUGAUCAAUUGAACAGCGAAUAAUAAUCAGGCAGAUGAAUUUUA